AACAACAGUUCUUAUCUUCAUUUCGUUACCUUCGAUUGUGUUUUUAAAAAGGUUCCAGCUUAUAAGAAAUUUCGUUACGUCCACUCGCUUUUGAUACGGUUAAGAUGAGGGCAGAGGUUCCAUUCCCGCGCUCUCCCUCUUACACACGCCUAACUCCAUCCCAUUGCACAGCAAGAAGGUUUGUUCGGAUUGCCGUCAAAGCUGAUGCAUCUCAGACCCUCUCAGAGCUGUCAAGAAUCCACGCAAACAAUAAUGGCAUUAAUUCAUCCGAAAUUCUGCGCAUUAGAAAGUCUCUUAUGUCAAGAGAACAAACAGCCGUUGAAAUUACACAAGAGUAUUUAACCCGCAUUCAACAGACAGAACCUAAUGUCAAGAGCUUUCUUCACAUAUCCGACAAAGUUUUGAUGGAGGCGUCACAAAUCGACGAGACACUUGCCAGAAAUGAGGAGGUGGGAAUGCUGGCGGGCGUUCCGAUUGCAGUCAAGGACAAUCUGUGUACGAAUGACAUGCCGUCGACUGCAGGGUCUAGGAUUUUAGAGGGUUACCGUCCUCCAUUUGACGCCACUGCCGUCACGAAAUUGCGUCAGCAUGGCGCACUUCUCAUUGGCAAAACAAAUCUUGAUGAGUUCGGGAUGGGAAGCACCACCGAGGGUUCUGCAUACCAGGUCACUUCAAAUCCUUGGGAUUCUUCUCGAGUUCCUGGAGGAUCUUCAGGGGGUUCUGCAGCAGCUAUUGCAGCUAGGCAGUGCGCAGCAUCAUUGGGAAGUGAUACUGGGGGGAGCAUAAGACAACCUGCAUCAUUUUGUGGGGUUGUGGGAUUAAAACCAACAUAUGGUCGUGUUUCUCGCUUUGGUCUAAUGGCAUAUGCUUCAUCCUUGGAUGUGGUCGGGUGUCUUGGCUCAUCUGUUAUGGAUACUGCUAUUCUUCUUGGGGUUAUGGCUGGCCAUGACAUGUUAGAUGCAACUAGUUGUAAAUCUGAAGUACCUGAUUAUCCUUCCAAGCUUCUUCCAAUUGAGGCUUUGGAUUCUAAGCCUUUAAAGGGAAUCAAGGUUGGUAUUAUUCGUGAAACACUGGGAGAGGGUGUAGACACAGGAGUGAUAUCUAGCAUUCAAACUGCUGCUUUGCACCUUGAGGAGCUUGGAGCUACAUUAAGAGAGGUGUCACUUGCAAGUUUCUCUCUUGGUUUGCCAGCAUAUUAUGUGCUGGCAUCAUCUGAAGCUUCUUCCAAUUUAGCACGCUAUGACAAUGUCAGGUAUGGUCAUCAAGUGCCUGCUGAUGAUUUGGAAUCAAUGUAUGGUGGUUCCCGAGCCAAAGGCUUUGGUCCAGAGGUAAAGAGACGAAUUUUGACAGGAACAUAUGCUCUUUCAGCAGGGUAUUAUGAUGCAUACUACAAGCGUGCCCAGCAGGUCAGGACGCUAAUCCAAAAAGAUUUUAGUAAGGCUUUGGAGGGAACUGAUAUCCUGAUUUCGCCAGCUGCACCUACAGCUGCCUAUAAGAUAGGUGAGAAAGCAAAUGAUCCAUUGUCAAUGUAUGCAGGCGAUAUAAUGACGGUCAAUGUGAAUAUGGCUGGUUUACCUGCAUUAGUGGUGCCUUGUGGAUUUGUUAAAGAUGGUGAGACGGAUCUCCCAGUGGGCCUUCAAAUGAUCGGUGCAGCCUUUGAAGAGGAACGAUUGCUGGAGUUAGGUCAUGUCUUCCAACAAACUCUCCUGAACCAACAUUUUUUGGCUACAGCACCAGUCAAAUGAGUUAUAUUGAUGGUUCUCCUUUUCCUUUAUAUGAUGCGUAUCUCGCUGCAUGCAGGGAGAUGUGUGCUCACAUUUUUUUAUUUGUUAUUUUUUCUGAUCAUGCAAAAUUUACUAGAGAAAGUUGAGAAAUCAAAAAACAAAUAAAUUCUAAUAGAUGUAGCACUCAUUCUUUGCAUAA
Messenger RNA from Cryptomeria japonica (Japanese cedar), 1923 nucleotides. RefSeq names its product glutamyl-tRNA(Gln) amidotransferase subunit A, chloroplastic/mitochondrial. Bases 105 to 1745 code for a protein of 546 amino acids. Gene Ontology annotation, cellular component: glutamyl-tRNA(Gln) amidotransferase complex. The transcript has 10 exons. Gene Ontology annotation, biological process: translation. Gene Ontology annotation, molecular function: glutaminyl-tRNA synthase (glutamine-hydrolyzing) activity. Lineage: Eukaryota; Viridiplantae; Streptophyta; Pinopsida; Cupressales; Cupressaceae. The record is from RefSeq and is a predicted model, not a curated record.